CAGAAAUAUUCAUUGAAGAAGUAAGAUGACAGCUAAGGAAUCUUCACUGAAAAUGUUAGAGACAGAUGGUACAGCAGAGAAUGGAUCUGGUCAAGAAAAGCUCCAAGGAAAACGUUCAGGAAACACAUCUGCUAAGAGAACUUUCUGUUGCCUCCUUGUUACUGCUGCAUGCCUAGCUGUUGUGACUGUACUUCCCAUUGCUUUAGCAAGGAGAAAGUCAGAGCUGAUCUCAGAGUAUCCUGUGAAUGCUACUUGCCCCCAAACAUGGAUUGGAUUUGGAAAUAAGUGUUUUUAUUUUUCUGAAGAAACAAGAAAUUGGACAUUCAGCCAGAUCUUUUGUGCCUCUUUAGAAGCUCAUCUUGUUCAGUUUGAAACUGCAGAGGAACUGAAUUUUCUGAAAAGAUACAAAGGCCCUUCUGACCACUGGAUAGGCCUCAGAAGAGAAUCCUCACAUCACAUUUGGAAAUGGACAGACAACACUGAAUACCACGUCUGGUUUGUCAUCAAAGGAGGUGGGGAAUGCGCCUACCUGAAUGAUAAUGGAGUCAGUAGCGCCAGGGUCUACACAGACAGGAAAUGGAUUUGCAGCAAACCGAGUAAUGUCUGCAGAUGCCAAGUUACUUCCAGGUCUUUAUAGCUUAAAACUGGUGCAACCAGCCCCUUACCUGAAGUUCGCCACCCCUCAGGGAGACACGGAAGUGUAUGUACAGAAACGACUGGAUCAUUGAGGCCUCGUAGGAACAUCACAGCCAGACCUGCAUCAACAAGAGAA
Manis javanica (Malayan pangolin) is the source of this 772-nucleotide messenger RNA. RefSeq names its product C-type lectin domain family 2 member D11-like. Gene Ontology annotation, cellular component: external side of plasma membrane. The record is from RefSeq and is a predicted model, not a curated record. Lineage: Eukaryota; Metazoa; Chordata; Mammalia; Pholidota; Manidae.